Paramormyrops kingsleyae is the source of this 1892-nucleotide messenger RNA. Its product is annotated as yjeF N-terminal domain-containing 3. Gene Ontology annotation, cellular component: mitochondrion. The record is from RefSeq and is a predicted model, not a curated record. Gene Ontology annotation, molecular function: NAD(P)HX epimerase activity. NCBI's taxonomy places the organism in Eukaryota, Metazoa, Chordata, Actinopteri, Osteoglossiformes, Mormyridae.
GCAAUCCACUCUCCAGUUUCUUCAGGUUUCCCCUCUUCUGCUCCUGCAGGCUGCUGUGGACCAAACUGUGCAUGGUGCUCCUGGCCAAUCAGCUUGCUCGCACCAGAUCCUCCUGAUUCUUAAUUGGUCAGCUUUGCUGGCUGUGAAAGCUCAUACACACAUGCUCUCGCACGCACACACACACAGACACACAGAGGUACUUCUACUGGAGAGCAAGCCAGCACAGACGACAGAGAGGGAGAGAGAGAAAGCAGGUCUUUGAGCGUAAAACGCAGGAAGAGCAUUAAACACAGGAAGAGCGUUACGCGGGGACUUGCUAUUCUCUGCUUUGCCUAAAAGCCUUUGCUCAGAACUAUCCUAAGCUGUUACAGAUCUGCAAUAUGAACCACAGCUCCAAUGAUCCAGACUCUGAGCCCAAUGAACCACUUCGGUACCUCAGUAAGGAUGAGGCGGCUGCCCUUGAGACAGAGCUGCUGUCGGACUAUCGGUUUGGACAACAGCAGCUGAUCGAGAUCUGGGGUCACGCUUGCGCCGUGGCCAUCGCCAAGGCCUUCCCGCUGGGCACCCUGGCUAAGAAGCAGCCCACGGUGCUUGUGGUCUGCGGCCCCGACCAGAAUGGUUCCGUGGGGCUGGUGUGUGCCCGCCACCUUCGCAUAUUUGAAUACGAGCCUACCAUCUUCUACCCCAAGCGCUCCCCUCAAACUCUGCAUCAAGACUUCACGGUGCAGUGCGAGAAGAUGGACAUCCCGUUCCUCUCCUACCUUCCUGCAGAGGUCCAGUUGAUUAAUGACGCCUAUAACUUGGUGAUUGAUGCCAUCCUGGGGCCUGAAGCCGAUCACACGGAUGUAAGGGAACCAUACAGCAGUAUCCUGGCCACCCUGAAACAGAUCAAGAUCCCCAUCGUGAGCGUGGACGUGCCGUCGGGCUGGGAUGCGGACGAGCCCGGCACAGACGGGAUUAAUCCCGAGGUCCUCAUCUCCCUCACGGUGCCGAAGAGGUGUGCGGCCAGUUUCCCCGGAAAGCACUUCCUCGUCGGACGUUUCCUUCCCUAUGACAUACAGAAGAAAUAUGAGCUCAAUCUGCCCGAGUACCCCGGCACGGACUGCCUUAUACAACUGUAACAAACAUGCCCAUGCUUUUACAGAUAAACUACUAUAUAUAUAUAUAUAUAUAUAUACACACACACACAAGCUCCUUUUUGUAUUUAAUAGAUAUAUUAUUAUUAUUAUUGAUAGUUUGUUGUUACUAUUUCCAAGCUAUAUUAUGUGGGUCUGGAACAUAUUUUCCAGUUACCCUGUUGCUUCUAAAAAGAACAAAAAUAGACUGUUUAGAAUGUUGCAUUGUGGGUGGUCUCAGUCGUCGUAAAUUAGCGAACAGUUUGAGAAGAGUGUGAUUAUUCAUUGCAUUUUUUUUUAAUCACAGCAAAAUGUUACUAAUUUGGUGCUGAUAAUUUAUGUGACGUUUAAUUUUACCAUAGUAUAUAUUAUUUAUUGUCAUGAAUUACUACGUUUUAAAGUAGUAUAUUAGUACGUGCCACAUUUUACAUGUGAAGUGCUCCAUCCCACAUUUUUUUUUUUUCUUUGAAGUGUUUUUUUUUCUUUACUCAUUCUAGAGCAGUUGUUAGGGGUCUUUGAUAAAUAAAAGGUCUUAAAUAUGGAUUGUUGUCUUAGCCCAAUUUACCUGUAAAUGGAUUUUUUUGUAAUUAGGCAUUGUAUCAAGGUGGUAACAAUCAUGACUGUAGCCCAAAAGUAGACUGAGAAGAAAUGAAAGCACAAAACAAUGCUUGUUUUUUAUGCAUAUUGUGUUCUAAUGUGCAUUAAAGACUACUGGCUAAUGACUUUUUUUUAAAUCAGCAUUGAUGAAUAAAUACCGUUUCAGUAUGAAGAGAUAAA